AUGGGUAAGAAAGCUAUCGACUCGCGCAUUCCGGCCCUCAUCCGCAAUGCUGCUCAAGAACACAAGCGCGGCUUCUUUGUAGUCGUCGGCGACCGUCAAAAGGAUGUCAUCGUCAACCUGCACUACAUUCUUCAGACCGCCAACCUCAAGGCCAACAAGUCUGUCCUCUGGGCCUACAAGAACAAGCUGCUCGGCUUCACCAGUCACCGCAAGAAGAGAGAACAAAAGAUCAAGAAGGAAAUCAAGCGCGGCAUUCGCGAUGUCGACAGCGAGGAUCCCUUCGAGCUAUUCGUUUCGACCCAGAACAUCCGCUAUGUCUAUUACAAGGAGACGGAGAAGAUUCUCGGAAACACCUACGGCAUGUGCAUUCUGCAGGACUUCGAAGCCAUCACUCCUAAUCUUCUCGCCCGCACCAUUGAAACCGUCGAAGGAGGAGGUCUUGUCGUUAUGCUCCUCAAGGGCAUGAGCAGUCUGAAGCAGCUCUACACACUCUCUAUGGACAUCCACUCGCGCUACCGUACAGAGGCACAUGGCGAUGUCGUCGCUCGCUUCAACGAGCGUUUCAUCCUGUCCCUCGGCAGCUGCGACUCGUGUUUGGUUAUUGAUGAUGAGAUGAACGUUCUGCCCAUCUCUGGAGGAAAGACUAUUCAGCAGCUGCCACCUCCCGACCCGGAAGCCCAGGGUCAAACUCCUGCUGCUAGAGAACUUGCAACCAUCAAGGAGAGUCUCGCCGACACUCAGCCCGUUGGAUCCCUUGUAACUCUGGCUCGCACUGUCGACCAAGCCAAGGCCCUUCUCACAUUCGUGGACGCUAUCGCCGAGAAGACCUUGCAAAGCACCGUGACCUUGACUGCUGCUCGUGGUCGUGGUAAGUCGGCCGCAUUAGGUGUAGCUAUUGCCGCAGCCGUUGCCCACGGCUACAGCAACAUCUUCAUCACCUCGCCCACCCCCGAGAACUUGAAGACUUUGUUCGAGUUCGUCUUCAAGGGAUUCGAUGCCUUGGGUUACCUCGAUCACGUCGAUUACACUAUUAUUCAAUCUACUAACCCUGACUUCAACAAGGCCAUUGUUAGAGUCAACAUUCACCGUCAACACAAGCAGACAAUCCAGUACAUCCAACCCCAGGAUGCCUACACUCUUGGUCAAGCAGAACUCCUUGUUAUUGAUGAAGCCGCUGCCAUUCCUUUGCCUCUCGUCAGAAAACUUAUGGGUCCUUACCUGGUCUUCAUGGCUUCGACCAUCAACGGUUACGAAGGUACUGGUCGCUCCUUGUCUCUCAAGCUGAUCCAGCAGCUCCGUGAGCAGUCCCGUGGAGGUUCUAAGACCAGUGACGAGCAGGUUGCUGAUCGUUCCACCGGAAAAUCCGCCAAGGACGAAAACCAGAUCGCUGUUGCUGGUCGCACCCUUCGCGAAAUUACCCUCUCGGAACCUAUCCGUUAUGCCCAGGGAGAUUCUGUCGAAAAAUGGAUGAACCGCCUACUCUGUCUGGAUGCUACACUGCCUCGCGCAUCAACAACCCGUGGUUGCCCUCAUCCUGACCAAUGCCAGCUUCUCUCUGUUAACAGAGAUACAUUGUUCUCUUUCCACCCUGUUUCGGAGAAGUUCCUCCAACAAAUGAUGGCGCUUUACGUUGCUUCACACUACAAGAAUACUCCUAAUGAUUUGCAGCUCAUGUCUGAUGCUCCUGCUCACCAGUUGUUUGUUCUCGUACCGCCGGUCGAAGAGGGCAGUAACCGUCUUCCCGAGCCUCUCUGUGUUAUUCAAUUAGCCCUGGAAGGUCAAAUCAGCAGAGAGAGUGUCAUCAACAGCUUGAGUCGCGGUCAAAGAGCAGGUGGUGACUUGAUUCCCUGGUUGGUCAGUCAGCAGUUCCAGGAUGAAGACUUUGCUGGACUUUCUGGAGCACGCGUCGUUCGUAUUGCUACCCACCCUGACUACAUGAACAUGGGCUAUGGUAAGAAGGCUCUUGAGCUUCUUACCGAUUUCUUCGAAGGAAAAUUCACCUCCCUCUCUGAGGACGACGGACAGGCUGAGGCUGGAAGUGAGAGCAUGGUGCGUGUAACAGAUGCCGAACUUGAGAGCGCAACUUUGUUGCAGGACAACGUCAAGGUUCGUGACAUCUCGACGAUGCCUCCACUCUUCGCCCGUCUGUCGGAGCGCAGACCCACUCGCCUCGACUACAUGGGUGUUUCAUAUGGCCUCACCUCGCCUCUGCACAAAUUCUGGAAGCGCGCAAACUUUGUGCCUGUCUACCUCCGCCAGACUGCCAAUGAUCUCACUGGAGAACACACCUGUGUCAUGCUGAGAACACUCGAUAACGCUACUUCCUCGGAUCCUGCCUGGCUCGGAGCAUACGCCAAGGACUUCCACCGCAGAUUCCUCAGUCUUUCAUCUUACCAGUUCCGAAAGUUCACUAGUGUCCAGGCUUUGAGCAUUGAUGAGUCCGCCAAUGCUGGUAUCAAGCUCGACAGCACUGUGUCCACCAAAUCUCUGACCAAGAGCGAGUUGGAUGAAUUGUUCAGUCCUUUCGAUCUGAAGCGUCUGGACAGUUAUGCUAACAAUAUGUUGGAUUACCACGUCAUUCUGGAUCUUCUGCCCAAGAUUGCCGAGCUUUUCUUCACUGGCCGCAUCAAGGGCGAAGAGGCUGUGAAACUCAGCGGUGUGCAACAAGCCUUGUUGUAUGCCAUUGGUAUGCAACGCAAGACUCUUGAAGAUCUCGAGAAGGAACUCGGAUUGGGAAGCAGCCAACUGCUUGCCAUGUUCGUGAAGGUGAUGCGCAAGAUGUCAAUGCACUUCCGUGGUCUGGUUGAAGGUGCCGUCGCUGAGACCAUGCCCAAGGGUAUUGGUGGUGGUGAUGCUGAGGCUGACAAGAUUGACGGCGAGGAGGAUUCAAGAUUCGCACCUCUCCAACAAACCCUGGAAGAUGACCUUGCUGAAGCUGGCGACGAGUACAUGGCUGCUGAGAAGGAACGCGCUCGUGCUAUGAUCGAUGCACUUCCUCUGGACAAGUACGCGAUCGCUAAUGGCGAGGCUGAUUGGGACGAAGCUGAGCGCCAAAUCCAGAAAUCUGGAGGACGUAGCGGCAAGAGCACAACUGUCAGUGUCAAGUCGAAGGGUGCAUCAAGCAAGCGCAAGGCAGGUGAAGCUCUUGAAGAGGUGCAGAAGGAGGCUGCCAACUUUGAAGGCAAGAAGAGCAAGAAGGGCAAAAAGUCAAGGUGA
Molecule: messenger RNA, 3216 nt
Organism: Aureobasidium melanogenum CBS 110374
Lineage: Eukaryota; Fungi; Ascomycota; Dothideomycetes; Dothideales; Saccotheciaceae
Product: N-acetyltransferas-like protein
Exons: 2
Coding region: 1-3216 (1071 amino acids)
Biological process (GO): rRNA acetylation involved in maturation of SSU-rRNA
Cellular component (GO): nucleolus; 90S preribosome
Molecular function (GO): ATP binding; tRNA binding; 18S rRNA cytidine N-acetyltransferase activity
Source: RefSeq, a predicted model, not a curated record